AUGGCCAAAGAUAUUCUGAAGAACCAGGACCCUAAACUGCAGGCGAUGAUCGUGGAUCACACAAUACCUGCUCCCAAGGAGAUACCUAUAGAUGAACCCGUUCUUAAAAGGGUUGCUAGACCUUUGAGACAUGUCAAGUUUAUUCCGAUCAAAUCGCUGGUAUUUCAAAGCAAAACAGGACCUAUGGAAUUCUCAUAUGAAAAGAAGAUCAAGACACCGAUUCCUAAAAACAAAAUCGUAGUUCAAAUAAGCAAUGUGGGUUUGAAUCCUGUAGAUAUGAAAAUCAGGAACGGCUACACAUCAUCAAUUUACGGGGAAAUCGGUUUGGGGAGAGAAUACAGUGGUGUUGUCACUGAAGUGGGUGAGAGUUUAAACUAUGCGUGGCAUGUGGGCGAUGAAGUAUACGGUAUAUACUACCAUCCACACUUAGCCAUGGGCUGUUUGCAAAGUUCGAUCUUGGUAGAUCCAAAAGUAGAUCCGAUCUUGUUAAAACCGGAUUCCGUUACUGCAGAAGAAGCUGCAGGUUCAUUAUUUUGCCUGGCAACUGGUUACAAUAUCCUGAAUAAAUUGUUCAAGAACAAGUAUUUGAAGCAAGAUUCAACUGUCUUGAUCAAUGGUGGGACUUCAUCGGUAGGAAUGUUUGUUAUACAGUUGUUAAAGCGUCAUUACAAACUGAAAAAAAAGCUAGUGAUUGUAACGUCGGCCAAUGGGCCUCAAGUUCUGCAAGAGAAAUUCUCUGAUUUUGCAGAUGAAAUGAUUUUCAUUGACUAUUUAACAUGUAGGGGUAAAUCCAGUAGACCGCUGAGGAAAAUGCUCGAAGAAAAGAAGAUUUCCCAAUUUGAUCCAGUAGAGGAUAAGGAAACCAUACUUAGCUAUAAUGAGGGAAAAUUUGAUGUUGUGCUUGAUUUUGUUGGUGGUUACGAUAUUCUAAGUCACUCAAGUUCGUUGAUUCAUGGUGGUGGUGCUUAUGUGACCACCGUAGGCGAUUACGUUGCCAAUUAUAAAGAAGACAUUUUUGAUUCAUGGGAUAACCCAAGUGCGAAUGCAAGAAAAAUGUUUGGGUCUAUUAUUUGGUCGUAUAACUACACACACUAUUACUUUGAUCCUAAUGCUAAAACUUCUUCCGCCAAAAAUGAUUGGAUUGAACAAUGUGGCGACUUUUUGAAGAAUGGUACUGUAAAAUGUGUUAUCGAUAAAGUGUUCGACUGGAAAGAUCAUAAAGAAGCAUUUUCUUACAUGGCUACUCAACGUGCACAGGGGAAGCUAAUCCUGAAUGUCGAAAAAUUCUAG
Saccharomyces mikatae IFO 1815 is the source of this 1290-nucleotide messenger RNA. It is a transcript of the gene AST1, whose product is annotated as Ast1p. The record is from RefSeq and is a predicted model, not a curated record. The transcript has a single exon. The coding region runs from base 1 to 1290 and encodes 429 amino acids. NCBI's taxonomy places the organism in Eukaryota, Fungi, Ascomycota, Saccharomycetes, Saccharomycetales, Saccharomycetaceae. Gene Ontology annotation, molecular function: oxidoreductase activity.